AUUUGGUUGAAAAACCAUAAAAAGGAAGUUUAUUAGCAAUCUAUGCAGAGAAAAUUUUAAUGAGGUAUCAGGAAUGAACAGUCUUCUCGCAAUUACAGACCUGCCCCUGCGUAAUCCAAGUUGCAUAGAUAGACUGGAGUUUAAGUAGGGUAGGCAAAUCUAGGUAAGAUACUGAUGUCUGGAACUAUUUGAAGAUAACGACUUGUUGUCACUGUCGUUACCAAAUAUACCGCAAUUAGAAAAUAGAGAAAGAUAUAAGCACGUGGUUGGCAAAAAUGAAGGAGUUAUAGCACGUGUUUUGGUGCGGAAAGCGUAUAUUUGGGACGUUAUGCAUUACUACAAUUAGAUGCUUUGUUGAACAGGAAUAAUUUAAAAUCUACCGGACUAUUGUCAGCAUUCCAGGGGAUAGAAAACAAACUUUUUUUGAAAUAAUAAUGAAGUUAUAUGUUAAAGUUUGAAAACAAAUUUACAACUUAAUAAGCGAGAAACAAAUAUUACCAUUACAGCGAAGAGAGUAUCGGAAAAUAAACAUAGAGACUCCGAAGAGGAUUCAAGUCAGUCCAUGCAGUAGACAUUCAAGUCGAUUUUCAACAAUGGGAAUCAUUACCAUCCUUUUUCCAGCUUAACGCCGCGUCGCAGCAGAAGAAUGUUUAGAAGAAGCCAUAAAAAGCCCAAUAGGAAUGAGUUAAACAAAAUAGAAGAGCAAAGUGUUAAUUAAAAAAUAAGAGGAAGAUAACUGAGUAAAUACAAGUCUAUACAUGUAUCAAUGUAAACCACAAAGGCCUUUGUAAAGGAAGUUAAUUAUGUGGUCUGAUAACACUGAUCGAAAUUCAAGCAAUUAAGAAAAGAGAACUCGGUUUGCGCGUAUAGAAUUGGACACGGUUAAUCAAACCGGAGAAAAUCGAAUAAAGGAGAAUGUUACGAAAAGUAAAGUGGAUAAUGUCGAAAUUUUUCGAUUAAAAUUAUAAAAUAUGAACGUGUCAGAGAUAUUUUAUGAAACCUAAUGUAUGAAUAAUUAAGUCUAUACCUAGGUAGCUGGCGCAUUUAAUGCUUGCGUAUAAGCUGGAUUUUGUGUAAGAAAUUCCAGAGUGACCAUCAUUAUUUCGCUAUAAAAAGGAGCUCCCGGAAGCAUUAAUCUGCACAAACACAGAAGAAAAAAAAUCCAGAUCAGUUCAGUAGUUUCUGGCGAAGCUCAUAUCUGGAAGGAAAAAGAUGGGAAGGUUAGUUCGGCUCGUAAUCGGGCUGUGGAGUAAGUCCCCAACCGGGGUUUGGUCUUUCGAAGAGGCCCCAAAUUCUCUGAGGGAAGCGGUGAUAAUCAACAGAACUGAAUCUAUCGAUGGUCUAGUGGAGAUGAUCCGUAUCACCCUCAACCUUGGUAUUCUCACUCCGGUAGUGUUGACCUAUCAACUCCCGACAUGGAUGCUCGUUCCCGAUGGACCAACAACACCUCCAAUCACUUUAGUAACCAACAAAGAUGUCGAAAUCAUGACAAGUGUGUUCGAUUACAUGGCCGAUCCAGUUCUCUAUGUGACUAGUGGACCUGAGCUAGUCGCAAAAUACCAGUUCUUCUGUAGAACUCCCUUCUCUAUUGAUGAAAAGACAUACCUUGAAGAGGGCGUAACUGAAGAACAACAUCGCCAAGCUAUAAUUGACUUGGUUGGUGGCCACCCAAUCGUGUGUAGCAAGCAUAUCUUGGAGAUAAUGUUCAACGAACCACAGUUGCUGCUAGUCUUCCGUGUCGCUCUCGAGAUUGAGAUGGUUUAUGGUUUACAGAACGAUGUUGAGGACACAGAGGAAGGUCUUGAAUAUAUCAACUUAACGGGAAAUAACUUCAUGCCUUUAGAGGGAGCUGUUCCUCUUUCUCCGGAUCCUCUGAGCAACUAUGAUCCUAAUCAAGAAGUAUUGUAUGGAGAACCGAUCACUGUUGACGAGCUACAAAACAUACACCCAAAUUUUGAAGCAUCAACAAUGGUUAAUCAGGAUACCAAUUUGGGAGUAGAACCUCUUAACUUGUUUGAAGACCUACCAGAUGAUGAAGCAAACUGGGAUGGCAUGACUGAAGAAGGAAGAAGGUAUGAGGUUUACAUUGCACCGUCUCCACACCGUGCCGAGAGAGCUAUUGGACUCCCACUUGCUCCAAAUCGAAGGGUCAUUGCACCACAACAUCAUACAUUCAUUGUUAUCGACGACGACGAUGAAGGCUCCUACACUGGCUCUUCUGAGGAUUUCAACGAGACACAGAACAACAUAACAAUGCCACCACCAGUUGCAGAAAAUUCGGAUUAUACGGUGGAUGUUAACUCCGGUGAAACAUCGGCAGAAGUCAAAACAAAUAACAAAGGAAAAAAUGUUGUUACAGAAAACGGUUCGACUCUUACUGGGAAAACGACCGAUGUUGAACCGUUUCUUGAUCUCACACUUGGAGUGGGAGUUGGAAACAGCAAGGCUGAACCAAAACCUGUCAUCGAUAUUCCAGAGUCCUCUUCCGAAGCUGAAGAUGGAAGUGGUGGGUUUGGUCCCCUCUUUUAGAAUAAAUAGCUGGACUGAUAAAUAAGUAGCCAACUUUUGAUGUGAAAUAUGUGGGCGCAGGGGUUUACUUUUUGUUUUUUGUUUAUCGCGUACGAUGCAUAAGAUAAUAUUAUUGCGGGGCCGUGUAAUGUAAAAUAUGUUAAAGGCCAAGAAGUAAUGUGAAAUAUGUUUGGUUUUAACAUUUAUACGGUGAAACUAAUCAACCUAUCGACUACUAACUUUGUAGGAAACCAAACAAACCAUUCUGAUGCAUUAUACGAAGGAAAGGUGUUUAAAAGUAGGGAUGAUUUCAAACAAUGCAUGGCUUUAUAUGCAUUGCGAAAUAAAUUUCGGUUUAAAAACAGUAGAUCCACCCCAGAUGGAAUGGUCCUUAAAUGCAUUAGUUCUACAUGCUUAUGGAGAAUUUAUGCAAUCAGAAUGAAGAACGUGGAAAAGUACGAAAUUCGAAGGAUUGUCUCCGAGCAUUCUUGUUCGGUUGACGACAGAGCAGGUAUUAAACAUAUUUAUCUACAAUAAAAUCAGAUUUGAUUUUACGAUUCUGUUGCUCGUAAAGAACAGUCAAGCAAU
Brassica napus (rape) is the source of this 3096-nucleotide messenger RNA. RefSeq lists its product as uncharacterized. The record is from RefSeq and is a predicted model, not a curated record. The transcript has 5 exons. The coding region runs from base 1213 to 2529 and encodes 438 amino acids. NCBI's taxonomy places the organism in Eukaryota, Viridiplantae, Streptophyta, Magnoliopsida, Brassicales, Brassicaceae.